Clonostachys byssicola is the source of this 336-nucleotide messenger RNA. The record is from the annotation of a GenBank genome assembly. NCBI's taxonomy places the organism in Eukaryota, Fungi, Ascomycota, Sordariomycetes, Hypocreales, Bionectriaceae.
AUGGCAAACAAUCGACCAAAGAUCGAACAAGAUGAGGAGAGAGCGAAAAUCAUGGCCUCCAGCUACAAGGUGCUGGACCAUCUCCUCAAGGUCAUCAUCGUGAUGGAGAGGGCAGGCUUCUCCAAGGCCCCUAAGUCGGGAAAGGUUGCACGGCCCCUGAGCCCAGCUAAGAAGCAGAAGCACAACCAGGCGCACGCGCUCCAUAUGUCCUAUCUGAACACGAAAAUGAAGAUUGCGAAGCUGAAGGACAUCCUCGACGAAAUGGAGGGCCAAGACGUGAAGAAGAAGAAACCGGCUACAGCAGGAGAGAAAAAAAAACCAAAGCCGAAGAUCUGA